AUGGGACUCCUCAGCAUCAUCAGAAAACAAAAGUCCAAAGAUAGGGAGCUACGUGUGCUUGUGUUGGGACUCGAUAACGCCGGCAAGACCACCAUCGUCAAACAAUGGCUCCAUGAAGACAUCACAGAAGUGUCUCCCACCAUGGGCUUCAACAUCAGUACCAUCACUCACGGUGGUUACACGUUAAACAUCUGGGACGUGGGCGGGCAGUCCAGUCUCCGGCCGUUCUGGGGAAACUAUUUUGAAAAGACAAACAUCAUUAUAUGGGUGGUGGACUGUUUGGCAGUGGAACGCAUCAAGGAGUCUUUUGAAGAACUCGAGCACAAAAUUCUCACCCAAAACAAAGUGGGCUCAGAUGUGGCAUUGCUCAUACUCAUGAAUAAAGUGGACUUGGUACCGGACCCGGCAGCGCUCAGGACAAAUUUGCUUGCGCAGCUCGACCUCCAACGCCGCGUUCCGCCAUCCACCGCGUGGGGCGUGCAAAUGGUUAGUGGGAAGACAGGCGAUGGGAUUCUAAACGCCCUUGGGUGGUGCGUGAGCGAGAAGGGGGCGACUAGGUAA
Molecule: messenger RNA, 561 nt
Organism: Yamadazyma tenuis ATCC 10573
Lineage: Eukaryota; Fungi; Ascomycota; Pichiomycetes; Serinales; Debaryomycetaceae
Biological process (GO): protein folding
Cellular component (GO): microtubule cytoskeleton; cytoplasm
Molecular function (GO): GTPase activity; GTP binding
Source: RefSeq, a predicted model, not a curated record